Messenger RNA from Clunio marinus, 1319 nucleotides. Lineage: Eukaryota; Metazoa; Arthropoda; Insecta; Diptera; Chironomidae. The record is from the annotation of a GenBank genome assembly.
UUUACAAUUGAACAUUGCAAUAAAUGGUUCAGUUGACAAUGGAGAUGGAAAAAGUUUUAUUAGCAUAUUCGGGAGGUCUCGAUACAAGUUGCAUUCUUAAGUGGUUGAUACAAAAAGGAUUUGACGUUAUUUGUUUCGUUGGUGAUGUGGGACAAAAGGAAGAUUUUCAAAGUGUGAAAGAUAAAGCCAUCAAAAUUGGUGCAACUGAAGUUGUUGUUAAGGAUUUGAGAAAUUUAUUCGUUGAACAUUUCGUUUGGCCAGCUGUAAAAAUGGGUUUGAUUUAUGAAAAACGUUACUUACUGGGAACAGCUCUAGCCCGACCUUGCAUUUCAUUAGCUUUGAUAGAAACUGCGAAAGAAUUCAAUUGUAUGUACAUAUCACAUGGUGCGACUGGUAAAGGCAACGAUCAGAUUCGAUUUGAGUUGUCAUGUUAUGCAUUGAAUCCACAUCUAAAGGUUAUCGCUCCUUGGCGCUUGCCUGAGUUUUGUGAGAAAUUUCAAGGAAGAAACGAUUUAAUGGAAUUUGCAAAAGUGAAUGCCAUCCCUGUCAGUGCAUCUCUUAAAUCACCAUGGUCAACUGAUUCUAAUAUUAUGCACACCAGUUUUGAAGCAGGCGUUCUUGAAGAUCCCGCGCAAAUAGCACCGGAUGAAAUUUUCAUUUCAACAAAAAGUCCAAUGAAAGCUCCAGACACUCCAAUCUUAAUUGAAAUUGUCUUCAAUGGUGGAGUUCCCAUUCGUUGUGUUGAGACUUCAACAGGAAAAACUUUCGAACAGCCAUUGCAUAUUCUCGAGUACCUCAAUCAGAUUGGCGGUGAACAUGGGAUUGGACGUGUUGACAUUGUUGAAAAUCGUUUUAUUGGCUUAAAAUCUCGUGGGGUAUAUGAAACGCCUGGUGCACGAAUUCUCUUUGAAGCACACCAAGACCUUGAAAUUUAUUGCCUUGAUCGAGAGAUCUUACGCGUUAAAAGCUUAUUAGCUGACCGAAUGGCUGAUUAUGUCUACAACGGGUUCUGGUUUUCGCCUGAAGCUGAAUAUGUUAAACACUGUGUCGAGGAGUCACAGAGAACCGUCAAUGGUCGAGUAACGGUUGAAAUUUUUAAAGGCAAUUGUUGGGCGGUAUCAAGAGAAUCGUUAUAUUCAUUGUACAAUCAAGAAUUAGCUUCAAUGAGUGUUCAUGGGCAACUCAACCCUUCAGCUGCCACGGGUUUCAUUGAAAUCAACGCGAUUCGGUUGAAAGAACAUUACCGGGCUUAUCAUAAUGCAACUCCUAACAAUAUUAAAGGGUUGAGUCGUAAUUUUUCCAGAGUUAAAUUAACUUAA